Molecule: messenger RNA, 2341 nt
Organism: Athene cunicularia (burrowing owl)
Lineage: Eukaryota; Metazoa; Chordata; Aves; Strigiformes; Strigidae
Gene: ATXN1L
Product: ataxin 1 like
Exons: 3
Biological process (GO): anatomical structure development; regulation of DNA-templated transcription
Cellular component (GO): nucleus
Molecular function (GO): RNA binding; protein binding
Source: RefSeq, a predicted model, not a curated record
GGGAAGGACAGGCCCGGGCCGCAGCCGGGUCACCCGGCCGCAGCGCCGCGCGAAGAUGGCACCGAGCGUGAGCUAGUGGGCUCUGCUGAGAGGGAGGCUCCGCACACGGGCCCUGCACAUCACACGGCUUUCGGAAGAGGAGCAGGCUUGCGCCUUGGACGGACCUUUCCGGGCGUCCAGCCGAGAAUACGGGAUUCACGGCGGCCUCGCCAGGGCCGUAGCGCAGGGCUGACGGUGGACCAGUACGGGAUGCUCUACAAAGUGGCAGUGCCACCCGCCACCUUCUCCCCCACGGGCCUGCACCCCGUGGUGAACGUGAGCCCCCUGCCCCCUGCCUUCAAUGUGACCUCGCCAAUAAUCCAGCACCCGGGGGUGCCCUACCCUCCCAUCCACUAUGCGCAGAUCCCUCCGACGUCCCUACAGUUCAUCGGCUCGCAUUACACAGUGCCCUAUGCUGUCCCUCCUGGCUUCCUGCCUAGUCCUCUCUUGUCUCCUUCCACCAACCUCACCGCCUCUCAUGUCCCCCACUUUGUGCCAUAUGCCUCUCUCUUCACGGAAGAAGCCACUCCUUCUCCCCAGACUACCUCUCCUACCCACACCUUCAGCAAAUCUGCUUCUGCAAUCUCUCCUUCUGGCCAGAUGCAGCACCAUGCUGGGACCCAGCCGUUAGAUAUUGCACCAGGUAGAAUUCCCGUUUAUUAUCAGAUGUCCCGCCUCCCACCAGGGUAUUCAGCGUACGAGACACCUGCAGCAGGUGGAAGCCCUGAGUCUCCUCAGCAGGACAGUCAGCUGAGUUCAGAGGUAGCUGCUGCCAAUGGUGGACAGAGACAUCCGGAGUCUAACGUGGUGAGGAGGACCAGCGAGGCUGCGGACUCAGUCGGCAGUAAAGGUGAAGACUGUCUGCCAGGGGCCUCAGCGGGAUGUGUGGUCGAUGGACAGUUCCUUUCAGGUUACCAGACGUUGGGAACAGAGGUCUCUGUGCCAGCUCACAGAAGCACCCCCGACACUGAUCUGGAGGUUCAGAGGGUAGUGGGGGUGUUGGCGUCUCAGGAUUAUCAUAUUCUGGCAGCCCAGAGGAAAGAUGACCCGAGCCCUUUAAACCUUUGCCAUAAUGUCCCUGAUCAGCAGGGGGAGGCAAAGGACACGCUGAGGAACGCGGUGGAAACGGCUGCUGCUGAGAAGAGCCAGUCCAGGAGUCCGUAUGUCACGUCCCCUGAAGAGCCGGUUAGACAAAGACAGUUAACCAAAGGAAUGGUGAUAGCCAACGGCAAGCCAGUCCUGGUGCCCGCUGGAGCGGAGCCCGCCAGGUCUUCUGCUUCAGAAACCCUGGUGAGGCGGAGCCCGGAUGCACAGGCUCAAGGAAACAUGCUUGAAAAGGACCUGGCCCAGCUGCAGCCACCCAGCUCCUCACAUUUGCCCUCUCACUUCAUGAAAGGAGCCAUCAUCCAGCUGGCUACAGGGGAGCUGAAGCGGGUCGAGGACCUGCAGACUCAAGACUUUGUUCGCAGUGCAGAGGUGAGCGGGGGCCUGAAGAUCGACUCCAGCACCGUGGUGGAUAUUCAGGAAAGCCAGUGGCCUGGGCUUGUCACGCUGCAUUUUGUGGUUGGGGAGCAACAAAGUAAAGCUGUCCUAGGGCCUGACACUUUGCAGAAGCUGCUAAGAUGGCUACGAAUGCACGUUCUGUACAGAGUUUGGCCCAGGGUGUGUUCAGUGUAUGGCUUAAAAUGCUGGUGGCCAAGGCCCUUCCAUGCUCUUCACAUCGGGGGGGGGGGGCAGGACUCGCCCCUGGUCCUGCUGGGCCGCUGCCGCCCCGCAGAUGCACCCACGCACGUUCUUGUUUCCCGCUUUGAUGGCACCUUAGGGCCAGGGGAGAGGAGCAGAGCGUGGCACUGGGGAAGCGUCUGGGCUGCCCUGAGGCAAGGAGGUCUUUGUAGAUAAGUGCUGAUCCCUCAACUAUAACCCCAGUUAUGUAAUGGCUGUAUUAACAUGUAACCGACCGCAUUGUAUCUAAAGCCUUAGAACUAGUCAGGUGCUCCCCCCCAACCCUCUUCCUGCCCCUUUCCUCCUACCUGAUCUUUAACAAAGCAUUAAUAAUUCUAAGGAUAAUCUCUAUUUUGUUGUGCUUUUUUUGUAACUGUUUUAAAUAAAUCAAUUUGUACUGUAUAUUUGUACUUUUGGUGAGAUCCUUUUUCCUGUUUUACCAUUUUAAGUCUGUACUUGGCUACACACAGAUUGUAUUUUUAUUGUUAAUGCUCUUAUGAAUAUUGCAUUUAACUUGUUGACUCUGUAAACACAGUAUAUAUCUAUAUAUAUAUAUCUAUAUAUAAACCAAUAGCUUUUC